Eufriesea mexicana is the source of this 1564-nucleotide messenger RNA. Its product is annotated as corepressor interacting with RBPJ 1. Bases 106 to 1266 code for a protein of 386 amino acids. Gene Ontology annotation, cellular component: nucleus. Gene Ontology annotation, biological process: negative regulation of DNA-templated transcription. Gene Ontology annotation, molecular function: transcription corepressor activity. The transcript is spliced from 6 exons. Lineage: Eukaryota; Metazoa; Arthropoda; Insecta; Hymenoptera; Apidae. The record is from RefSeq and is a predicted model, not a curated record.
UUGUAUAUGUGGAUAAAUUGUGUAUACAACGUUAUUUAUUAUAAAUAUUAAAUACGCGUAUGUGUAUGUUAGUUGAAUUUUGAUCAUAUUCAUAUUACAAUAAAAAUGGGAAAAGGAUUUAACAAUUAUAUGUGUAAGAAGUUUUUUCAUCCAGCAUCUCGAGAUAAUUUAAAGCGAGUGUGGAUGGCCGAACAGCAAGCAGAGGCUUAUAAGAAAAAGCAAGAGGAAUUACGCGUUCAAUAUGAAAAAGAACAGGAUCUUCAUAAUAAUAAAGCUCUAUUAAGUAAAGAAAGCAAGGAUAAACUUAGUGUGAAUUUUAUGUAUGAACCACCACCUGGAGCAAAAAAAGAAAGAGAAAAGGAAGACAAUGAACCAGAGUAUAAAUUUGAAUGGCAACGCAAAUACAAUGCACCAAGAGAAAGUUAUUGUAAAGGUGAUAGUGAAAUAAGAGACCAACCAUUUGGUAUUCAAGUACGUAAUGUUCGUUGUAUUAAAUGUCAUAAAUGGGGUCAUAUAAAUACAGAUAAGGAAUGUCCUCUAUAUAGUCAAGCAAUGAGUGUAGUGAUGGCAAAUAAUUCACCAACUACCUCUACUUCAGACGCUUUAACAUUAGUUCAACAAAUGAGAGAGGAUGGGUUAGCACUUAAAAAAUCUGCUCUUAGUGCACAGCAACAUUUACGUGUUCCUGAGCAUGAACAUCUCAUGGUAUCAGAUGAUGAAGAACAAUCUGAAAUUAGAUUUUUGAAAACCCUUUCUAAAAAAGAAAAAAAAAAAUUAUUAAUAAGAUUGCAGCAACUUGAGAGAAGGACCAAAAAAGCAGAAAAAAAGAAAUUGAAAAAGAAACAAAAUAAGCAUAAAAGUGAUACAGAUACUGAUAGUAGUUCCAGCAGCAGUAAUGCAAAUAGUUGUACUAGUACUAGUACCAGUACUAGUACAGUAAAUAGCAAUAGCUGUGAUGUAAAUAAUAUUGAUAAAAUUUCAAAUCAUUAUACAUCAAAAAGAUUCAAAAAGGAACAUAAAAGGAAGGAAAAAACAAAUUCUACUUCAAAUCAUUUUCAGGAAAAAGAGAAAAAUAGAGCAGGCAAUCAGAAGAGACGAAGUAAACUGAAGUUUGAACAAAAAUCCAAAUACAAGAAAUUUCAUGAAAAAGAUAUGGAAGAAAGUAAAAAUAAAAAUUCUGAUAAGUGCGGAAAAAGAAAGCUUGCAGAGUAUAACGGAGAUAAAAUUAGAGAAGAUCGAAUCAGAAAAAAAACAAAACGAUUUUAACAUAAAUUAUACUUCUCAUACUAAAAAUAUACAAUAUUAUAAUGAAUUGUAAUUAAACAUAAUGAUAGCGACAAUAAGGACGGGUGUUAUAUUUACUAUUCGCAUAAGUUGCGAAGAGUAUGAUAAUUAAAAUAUGAUAUAUACACAAUAAGUCACAUAAACUGUUAUCAGCAGAUAUCUGUUAAUUAAAAUAAGAUCACAUAGUAGAGCAUUAUUGUACUCGUUUUUGCAUGCCCUAUACAACCAAAAAUCCUUCGCUAUUCAUUUUCAAACAAAUUAAAAUGACCUUAGAAGUUAA